GUCUUUCUAAAAUUAAUUGCAAGGUUUGAAAAGUUUUGUUUGGUGUUUUGAAGUUUUGCACUGAUUUUCAAUUUAAAGCCGAAAAAAUGGAGUUAGAAAGCGUUGAAGAUACUUUAAAUAAGUACAUACCCCCUGCUGAACUGACAGAAGUAAAACGGAUACUUUACGGCCCUGAAUGCAAGACUCUUCAAAUAGAGAAGCAAGCAGGCGAUAUUGCAAAUAAUGAAGACUUUGAACUUGCAGCAUAUGAAAUGCCACUUUCACAAAAUCCUCGUCAAGUUAAAAUUGGACUGAUUCAAAAUAAAAUUAUUUCUCCAACUGAUGCACCUGUUUCUACUCAGAUUCAUUCAUUGCAUGAAAGAAUAAGUAAAAUCGCAGAAGCCGCUGCUUUAUCUGGUGUUAACAUUCUGUGCAUGCAAGAAGCAUGGACAAUGCCGUUUGCAUUUUGCACUAGGGAAAAAAUCCCUUGGACAGAUUUUGCUGAAUCAGCAGAAAAUGGAGCAACUACAAAGUUGUGUCAAGAGCUAGCGCGCAAACAUAACAUGGUAGUAGUGUCACCAAUAUUGGAACGCGAUGAAACUCAUGGUGGUGUGUUGUGGAACACUGCUGUUGUCAUUUCAAACACUGGUGCCGUGAUGGGGAAAUCAAGAAAAAACCAUAUACCACGAGUCGGCGAUUUUAACGAGUCGACCUAUUACAUGGAGGGAAAUACUGGCCACAAAGUAUUUCAAACCAGUUUUGGACGUAUAGGAAUCAACAUAUGUUAUGGGAGGCACCAUCCUUUGAACUGGAUGAUGUAUGGUAUCAAUGGUGCUGAAAUUGUGUUCAACCCUUCUGCUACUGUUGGUGCGUUAUCUGAACCAAUGUGGCCGAUUGAAGCUCGCUGUGCUGCUAUUGCCAACCAUUAUUAUGCAUGUGGUAUCAACAGAGUGGGAACGGAAACAUUUUCAAACGAAUUUACUUCUGGAGAUGGAAAAAAGGCACACAAGGAUUUUGGACAUUUUUAUGGUUCAAGCUACAUAGCUUCUCCUGAUGGUUCAAGAACACCUGGUUUAUCAAGAACUAAAGAUGGUCUUCUUGUCGUAGCAGUAGAUCUUAACAUAUGUCAAGAGAUUUCAGAUAAGUGGUGUUUUAGGAUGACAGCCCGCCAUGAACUUUAUGCUGAUGCAAUAAAACAAUCAACAGAGUUGGACUAUAAGAGAGAUAUUGUGUAUGAAAAAUAAGUAGGAAAAAAACAAGGAUCUACUUUAUUUGAGGUGUUAUAGAUUAAGUUUUUUAGGUAUGGCGUAUUCCAUACACAGUAGUGGUUAAAUUGUCAUACAGUUAGUUAGACUUAGCUUUAACUAAUGUUAAGAAUUAAGAUUUAAUGAAUUUUGGUAAUAGUUAAUUUCUCAUGACACUUUAGUUAUGGGCUGUUUUUAGGGGCCUAUUAAGCAUAUAUAUGUGUGCUAUGUAUUUACACCUCAGUAAUUGUGUUCAUCAGUGCAAGUAAUUCAUGCAUUAUUUUCAUAGCAUCAAUCAUUGUGAAAUUAACGCAGUUCCAGUUUAUCACAAGUGCAAUUUGUAUAUUAGACCUUUACAUGCAUAAAUGACUAUGUUCAUUUGCCUUUUUUCCUGCUCUCUCUCUUUUUUGCAUUUUUUCUAAUAUCCGAACUAAAAUCUCUCAUAUUGUAAGAGAGAAAACCAGAAAAAAGCAAAACGGUAUAGUCUUGUUUGCUUCAAAAUGUGCCCAUUUUUAAUCCGUCCAUUGCCAAAAUAAAAUGUACCACGUCCAUAACA
Messenger RNA from Ciona intestinalis (vase tunicate), 1779 nucleotides. The record is from RefSeq and is a predicted model, not a curated record. Lineage: Eukaryota; Metazoa; Chordata; Ascidiacea; Phlebobranchia; Cionidae.